Aspergillus terreus NIH2624 is the source of this 318-nucleotide messenger RNA. RefSeq lists its product as uncharacterized. NCBI's taxonomy places the organism in Eukaryota, Fungi, Ascomycota, Eurotiomycetes, Eurotiales, Aspergillaceae. The transcript is spliced from 2 exons. Bases 1 to 318 code for a protein of 105 amino acids. The record is from RefSeq and is a predicted model, not a curated record.
AUGCCCUCCCGUACCUCGCUCGACUCGCGCUUCUCUCGCAUCACAUCUACCUCGGCAGUGCAGACAGGUCUCGACAAGCAGCCCGCGGCGAUGGAGGAGGAACAAUUCGAAGACGUAGGACUAGACGACGACGAGGCCAAGCCCAAGAAGAAGGGCAUAUUCUCGCGUCUCGGCGACUUUACGAGCGAUUCCCCGUCGUCGGGCAGCUCGCGAUUCCACAUACCGGGCAGGAAACGAGGACAGAGCAACGUAGGCUCAGAACUAGGCCCCAUGAAUUCCGCACCAGCAACCGACGAGGGCUGUGUGUAUAACAUGUAA